This is a messenger RNA of Cryptomeria japonica (Japanese cedar), 1228 nucleotides long. RefSeq names its product protein VACUOLELESS GAMETOPHYTES. The record is from RefSeq and is a predicted model, not a curated record. The transcript has 4 exons. Lineage: Eukaryota; Viridiplantae; Streptophyta; Pinopsida; Cupressales; Cupressaceae. Bases 157 to 1053 code for a protein of 298 amino acids.
UCACGCAUUCAAUGUGUACGAGUUGGGAAACUUCCCAGGCCAGAAGAAUUAGACUAUGAGUGACCAUAAAGACUCAACGAAACUUCCACUUAGAGAAGACUGGACGCUUUAUAAAUAUAAUACGCACCCAAGCUUGUUGUUAGAUAGCCAUUGAAGAUGCAGCAGGUAAUACAGCAUCCGAGCCACCCAGGGCAUUGGCUCAGCUAUGCUCGACAUCCACCUGGGUAUAUAUGCGACAUUUGCAGGGAGGAUUUGGAGGGGAAGGGGUACAGGUGCGAUGCUUGUGAUUUUGAUCUGCAUAUAUCCUGUGCCACGGUUAAUACGGCUGAACAAAAGGUCGUACAGCAUCCGAGCCACCCAGGCCAUAGCCUCAGCUAUUUUCUAUGUGAAGGUGGGUAUACAUGCAGCUGUUGCGGAAAGGACGGCGGUCGUCAUGGGUAUAGGUGUGCUGCCUGCAAAUUUUAUCUGAAAAUAACCUGUGCCACGGUUAGAAUGGCUAAAGAAAGGCAGCCCAUACAGCAUCCGAGCCACCCAGAGCACCUCCUCAGCUAUGUUGGAUAUCCAUAUGGGUUCUCUUGCGACGGUUGUGGAAAAAGAGUGCACGGGAACGGGUAUAGGUGCGCUGCUUGCAAUUUUGAUCUGCAUGAAUGCUGCGCCACGGCUCCUCGAGUUUUGCACCACAGUUUCCAUGGUGGUAACGGAAUCUGGGUCCAAUUCCAAAAGCGACCUCCCGGUGAAAGUCAGAUGAGUUGCUCCUACUGUGCACAAAUUGUGUCAGGAUUCGGCUACUAUUGCUUGAGCGGUUCAUGUGGGUACGCUCUGCACCCCACCUGUGCAUUGCUUCUCCAACCGCAGACCCAAGUUGAAGUAGCCCCUACACGCCCUACCCAAGUUGAAACGCCUCCUCCGCCACCAGAAAAAGAUCAUCAUCAUAGGGGUGCUGCAAUGGCUUUCCGCGGCGGUAAGUUUCUGGGAAAGCUGGCAGUUGGAGCGAUUACGGGAGACCCCACAAGUAUUGGAGGCGCCUUGGCUGACUUGUUUUUAUCUGAUUAAGUGGGAGAUUUUCAGACGAUCUGAAAUACGACUUGUCCCUUUGGAGUCACGGCAGAAGAUCAAGCUUGUUGCUAGAAUAUAUCUAUCUAGAAUAGAUCGGUGAAAUGUUAAAAUACAUUUGAAAUUAUUAGAUGGAUGUUUGAAAUUAUAAUGAAAAAAUUUCCCUUGCAUAUUA